Messenger RNA from Cololabis saira (Pacific saury), 3655 nucleotides. It is a transcript of the gene tmem201, whose product is annotated as transmembrane protein 201. NCBI's taxonomy places the organism in Eukaryota, Metazoa, Chordata, Actinopteri, Beloniformes, Belonidae. Gene Ontology annotation, molecular function: lamin binding; actin filament binding. Gene Ontology annotation, cellular component: nuclear inner membrane. Gene Ontology annotation, biological process: nuclear migration along microtubule. The record is from RefSeq and is a predicted model, not a curated record. Bases 72 to 2042 code for a protein of 656 amino acids. The transcript has 11 exons.
GCCAUCCGUAGUUGCCGCGUGCGCGCUGGCGCCGUGUUUAGACUAAUAACACUACGAUCAAUUCACGUGAAAUGGAGACGUUUAACCGGCUUUUGGUGGAAUACCCCGAAUUAAUGUACAGUGGAGUCGGAGCUACGGCUUUUGUCGCCGGCGGAGCGCUAAUUUACAAAAUAGCCACCAGGAAGAGGCCGACGCAUGCAAAUGUCAAUUGCUGGUUCUGUAAUCAGGACACUGUGGUGCCUUAUGGAAACAGAAACUGUUGGGAUUGUCCCACUUGUGACCAGUAUAAUGGCUUCCAGGAGAAUGGAGAUUACAACAAACCCAUCCCAGCUCAGUACCAGGAACAUCUGAAUCAUGGUGUAUCCGGAAGUCUCCCUUCCUCUGAGACACCCAAGACGAUGCAGUGGGUCAAUUGUCAGAUGCUUCUAUGCAGGAAGUGUAAUAAUAACCAGUCUGUCAAGAUCAAACAGUUGGCCUCAUACACCCCGAGGGAUGAUGAGAGCUAUGACGAUGAAAUUGAAGCCUACAAGCACCACCUUGAGCAGACUUAUAAAUUAUGCAGACCUUGUCAGACAGCAGUGGAAUAUUAUAUUAAAUACCAAAACCGCCAGCUUCGUACGGUUCUCCUAAAUCACCAGCUUCGGCGCACCCGGGAUUCUGACACAGGAUUUGUAAAGAGUUCCCAUUUUAUGUCCUCACCCAUGGGGGUUAUACUGUUACGGAUCCUUGUGUUCCUGAUGUGUGCUGUCCUACUCGCUACAUCUUUCUAUGAGUUGCCAGAUCAGUCCGUCUUGCCCAGUGGUCCACAGACAUUAAGUGGAGGUAUCAUUCCGCCAAAGCCCAAGUCAAACAAUGAGUCCACUCCCAUCAAUGAUACCAGUGGACCUUUGCCUGUGUGGCAAGGUCUGCUGGAGCUGCUCCCGGAUGAGGCCAUCGAAAAUGCCAAAGUAAUGUGGAAGCAUGGAGCGGACAACCAGCUGGCAAUAGUUUCUGUUGGCCUGUUAACUUGUCUCACAGCUAUCUUCCUAGCAGGUCCCACGAGGUUGAGGAGAAUUGAUGCUUUAGCAUCUGUCCUUUGGUUCUUCAUCUUGUGCCUCUACUUGGUUGAAAGCUACUCUACUUAUGAUUUGGGCUGGAUGGACACAGCAAAGCUCGUCACCAUCUUCCUCUGUUGCCUUGUCAGCUUCGCUGCUGCAGCUGCAACUCGUAAACCACUGGGUCCACGAAGAGGCAGAUAUCGAAGAUAUCUUGCAGGCAGUGCUGCAGCCCAACCCUUCAGCAUCCAGCCAACUUUUCCCGGUUCUGAUCCGGUGGACUCUUUCGUCCCCACCCCACCCCCCAACCUCUCCCAGCUCAUCAGUCGCCAGCACGGCCCCCGCGAGCGCAAGGCUUCCCCCUCCUCUCUGCCGGGACGCCUCAACAGAGCCCUUUCCCUUGGAACGAUCCCCACCCUCACCAGGACAGAUUCUGGAUAUCUAUUUAGUGGGAGCAGACCAGCCUCACAAUACAAAGACUCUCCAUCAUCAGAUUACUUUUCACUGAAGUCUGGGAGCCGUCCAUCGUCCCCAGCACCCUCUCCGACUCCUUCUGUUGCUGGCUCGGUCACGUCCAGCGCAGGUUCUGCCAGACACCGCCGUCCCCUCAUCAGUCCGGCUCGCCUCAACAUCAGUGGCCAAAAACUCCGUCUUUUCUCCACCGAACCAGAACCCAGCCCCAUGUCCCCACCUUUGUCCCCUUUUCAUUUCCACGUGGAUCCAGCCUCUGUCAUUUACAGUAGCAGUUUUUCACGAGAAAUAUCUUCUUUCCAAAGUCAAAAUGAUUUGUGCUCCUUAAUGAGAGAUGGCAGUGUGAUUGAAGAGGAGAAACGAAGCAGCUCCUCUGAGUCCUCUGCUUGCCAGGUCGGCACUACAACACAAAGUCCUGAGAACAUCCCUCCUCAAAAAGGUUUUGUGAAGCGUCUCGUCUGGCCAGGGCUUUUGUUGGCAAGUCUAACAGCCAACCUCUUGUUCGCCGGCCUCUAUACGUACCACAACUGGACAUGAAGCGUCGGCAGGUCUGCUGCUGCUCUCUCAGCCUGCACAGUGUCCGAGCCUCUGGGCCGACACUUGUUAUAUUUGUAGACCUCAGUCAGUCUGCGGGGCUAAAAAAACUUCCACCAUCACUCUUCGUUUGCUGGUGCUUUAUUUAAAACAAACAAAAAACAAAACCAUGCCGAUGUCAGCUGACAUAUUUACAGUAACAGACCUCCCAUUUUAUUGGAGCUACAAGAAGUAUGCAAGGAAAUUUCUGAAGUAUAUCUUUGACUUUGUGAGUCAAUAUUGCUGAAACACAAUUUGGCGUUAAUUUUGUGUUUCGGUCGCCGCUCUUCAAACACGAAGGCAGGUGUGUGGAGCUGAAUUUUAAAGGGUCAGUUCAUGCACUGAUGCUAGAUGGCGUUUUUAAAACCUGUGCUGUGAAAUGUGCAAUCAAUGUGUACUGUUCAGUCGAUGCUGCUUGGGCACAGAGGGUAACGUCUCGCUGACUUGUACUGAUUGUGAUGAGUCCGUACUCUCCCCCAGCUGAAGACCAGUUCUGCUUCUUUAAACAAGCCAAAUUUGGAGGAAAUGCUAAGUAGAAUGUUUUGUUUAUAGAAAAGAAGAAGAAAGAAAAAUUGCUUUUUUGAAAUGUGUACAGAUUUUCCAUUAGUGACAUUUGGAACUCAGAACCUGAGUUUACCAUAGUUUCUUCUGUGUAUAUUCAGCAGCAAAAAGAUUCACUGGUGCUCUGAUGUUACCCAGUUUAGGGUCAACACUUUUAACCUUCAUUUCAUACACAUUCCAGUCACUCACUACUGAAAUGGUUCUCUUUAACUAGCCCAUCUCUGUUUUAUGUCCCUUAUCUCUUGUAAUUUCACAGCUACCUCGGCUUGUGAACUCUUUCUUGCAAAACCCAGUGUGAUGUUUGCAGUAACACAGUUUGGAAAAUGUUUGCACUGUUAUUUUUGGUGUUUUUUUUUUUGUUUUUUUUUUAAUUCUGUUGUGUGUUAAUGGUUGAGUGGUGGAGUGCAAAGUGGGCCAUUUGAAUGUAUUCAAAUGGUACAUUUUGGACCUUUCUCAGUUCAGUAUAAGCAGGUUAUUUAAUUUGUUUGCUUAUUUAAAACUCUUCUGGACUGGGCACAUGUUUCACUUUUUAUUUAAAUAAGAAACAAUUUAGCUCUUUUUGAACAAUUAUUGGGUUGUGUGUAUGUGCACAAGCCUUUGGGUUUUUUUUUAUUUUAUUCUGAUAUGAAUUUUCGAUCAUUUUUAAAACCAUGUUUUUGAAACGAUUUUGAGCCAAAAUAAUGACGCUAAUGUAAAAAAAUGAGUGUCCAUCAUUGAGUGUCCAACGAUGGGUGUCGAAAAAAACAAACACUAUUAUAAUGAAUAGUUUUAAAAACUAUACAUUUAUAGUUCAUGUAUAACCAAGCUGAUGUUUUGUUUUUUUUGUUGUUUUUUUUUUUUAGAUGACUUUUUUUUUUCUUCCCCUCAUUAUUAAAAGAUCAUGUACAUAUUGACAUGUACACAUUUUCUCAGCCCAGUAAAAGUGUCCUGAAUUAAACAAAUGUUUUGUUUUGUUUGUUAGAAUGAAUGUGUGUUUGAGGUUUUAUUUGAAUUGUAUCACCAUGAUGUUAAAUUAA